Molecule: messenger RNA, 571 nt
Organism: Angiostrongylus costaricensis
Lineage: Eukaryota; Metazoa; Nematoda; Chromadorea; Rhabditida; Metastrongylidae
Source: the annotation of a GenBank genome assembly
UGUUACUGAUAUUUUCUUCUCGUUUUUUUUUGAAUUCUUUGAUCUACUUGUUUCUUUUUCAGUCAAUAAAAAUCAAAUUGUUCGACUCUACAGUCGUUUUCUGUCUUUAGAUAAGAAAGGUCAAGGGUUUCUGUCACGCGACGAUUUCCUAAAUGUGCCAGAAUUAGCUGUGAACCCCCUGGGUGAUCGUAUCGUGGAUGCCUUUUUUACACUAGCUGGUGAAAACGAACAACAGUUAAACUUUCGCCAAUUUGUGCGUAUACUAGCGCAUUUUCAACCGAUAAAUCGAUCGAAGAAGAACUCAUUGAAUGGAAGAAAGGAGAAGCUGAAAUUCGCUUUUCAAAUGUACGACUUAAACAAAAAUGGGUACAUUACACGUGAAGAGUUCAAAGUUAUCCUUAACAGUAUGGUAGGUGCAAACAUUACUGCAGAACAGCUCGACAAGAUAGCGGAUAGAACUAUUGAGGAAGCUGAUGGUGAUAACGAUGGACGUAUAUCUUUCGAUGAGUUUUGCAGGGCGAUGGAAAAAACUGACAUCGAAGAGAAGAUGUCCAUCCGAUUCCUCAACUGA